AAAUGUUACAAUUGGAACGAAAUAAGCAAAAAUUAUUCACACACAUAUUAACUAUUGCACUGUGAAAGUGUAUUUAUCCUACUACUAGUCCUUUUCCCAAAUUCUCCGUAAUAAAUAAAAAGACAUAUAAUGACGUUUAAGAAACUUCUCUUCGUAUGCAUGGGCAACUCGUGCAGCUCGCCAAUGGCAGAGACGAUCAUGCAGAAUCUAAUGGUGAAGACCAGUCUUUACUGGGAGGUCGAUAGUGCUGCAUUACGUACCUGGAACAUUGGCAGACGGCCGCACAAGCGAUGUCUACGCGUGCUGAGGGAGCACGGACUGCGCUCGGAUCACUUUUGCCGACUGCUAACUGUCCAGGACUUUUACUAUUUUGACUACAUCAUAACUAUGAACGAGCAUAUAUACAAGGAGUUGCUGCUCUGGGCAGAUGCCAAUCAUAUUUCCAAUACCUCGAAUGUGCUGAUGCUGGGCUCGUAUGGCAAGAAUGGCAAGACCGUAUCGGUUAUUGACCUAUCACCGGCACGUAAACUGAAAGCCUUCAGGAAUGCGUACUACCAAAUCAAGGAGUGCUGCAAGCAGCUUAUACUUGGCGAACAGGUGAGCAUUGUGCGCUAUGAUUUGCCCAGCACAGAUGACGAUAACGAGCAGGUGUAUGAGACUAUAAAUCCGCAUAGAGACUCCAGUGAGAGUCCCGAUUCCAUGAAUGCCGAUGGCCAGCAAUAUCCCUCAAAGUCCUCUUUAAUCGAACCGUGCUCGGUGUGCUCAAUCAGUGCGCCCAUGUCGAAUAAAAAGAAACUUUGCCAGAAAUGUGGCCAGAAGUUCUUAGCCAAGCUCUGAGCACACACACACACACACACACACACACAGACACGCACAGCAGAUGACAAAAUGUUAAACAAAACCCAAAAGACUUGUGCACAAAUUUUAAAGCUACAGCUCAAACGUUGAUUAUUAAAUAAAAUCACAGAUGACUUUGAUAUGACA
Messenger RNA from Drosophila virilis, 984 nucleotides. RefSeq names its product low molecular weight phosphotyrosine protein phosphatase 1. Lineage: Eukaryota; Metazoa; Arthropoda; Insecta; Diptera; Drosophilidae. Gene Ontology annotation, molecular function: protein tyrosine phosphatase activity. The record is from RefSeq and is a predicted model, not a curated record. Gene Ontology annotation, biological process: protein dephosphorylation.